AAACCGGAGGAAGAAAUUGCCAAUAUUCCUCCCAGCGUCUGCCCGGAGAUAGAUAGAAAUGUAGAGACGGAAAGAUCGGAGAAAGAAAAUUCUUCUGGUAGCUUACCAGGGCACAUCCUACCGACCAAGAAUGGUGGGAAUGUUCAGGCUUCCUCGAGUAUAGUAACCGAAUUUGUACAAGAUUUGUUGGAAGAGCUACUCUCAUCUGAUGAUCCACUCCAGACUAUGAAGUUUUCUUCUCCCAAAACCAUAGUUCCCGGAUCAAUAAGCAUCAAAAAACUUGCCAAUUCAUUCUACCAGGCGAAUGUUGCAAGAAAUAAAACGAUCGUAGCAAAGCGAUCAGAGAUUACGUUAUGGUGUUUAUUCUCCGAAAGGUUCAAAGAUAAAGUUGUGGAGCUUAGGUCUAAUGAUAAGAAACUUACGGAUCUGACUGCAAGAAAGCGGAUCUAUAAUGAAAUGAAACCAUACCUUACAGACAUUUCGAUUGGAUAUUUACAAGUAAUGACCUGUAAAGCGAGAAAAAUCAAUAAAUUAUUAAUUAUUUGGGUAUAUAUGACUCUGUAA
Messenger RNA from Rhizophagus irregularis DAOM 181602=DAOM 197198, 564 nucleotides. RefSeq lists its product as uncharacterized. The record is from RefSeq and is a predicted model, not a curated record. NCBI's taxonomy places the organism in Eukaryota, Fungi, Glomeromycota, Glomeromycetes, Glomerales, Glomeraceae.